Trichosporon asahii var. asahii CBS 2479 is the source of this 423-nucleotide messenger RNA. RefSeq lists its product as uncharacterized. NCBI's taxonomy places the organism in Eukaryota, Fungi, Basidiomycota, Tremellomycetes, Trichosporonales, Trichosporonaceae. Bases 1 to 423 code for a protein of 140 amino acids. The record is from RefSeq and is a predicted model, not a curated record. The transcript has a single exon.
AUGGACUGGAAACCCUGGCUGGGUUUCCUCAUCGGAAACGCUGCCAUCCUUCUAGGCUUGAAGUUCAGGCCGCAAACAGAGGUCGUGGACCCCCCCUUCACGAUCUGUCACGAGUACGACGCCCCCAGCAAGCUCUGCGUGUCGUGGACCAACUUCUGGUCCAACUAUAUCAAGGAUCCAGACGGCGCAGAUCUCGAGGGCCACGCCAAGAAGUGUCUAGCGGCAGGCAAAGCCGUAGGCACGAGCGACUUCACCGCCGACUUUGACGAGCACAGAUGCCUCGACUCGUGUCCUGACGGGAGCGAUCACUGCCUGAUCGGCAAGUUGGCGGAUCCCAAGUUGAAUCGCCCACUGACGGAAGAGGAGUUGGAGAGGGCGGCAAAGAGCGUGAGGGCUGCUAUCGAAGCUGCGUCCGCGCUUUAA